Messenger RNA from Hylaeus anthracinus, 1048 nucleotides. It is a transcript of the gene tex, whose product is annotated as THO complex subunit 3. Gene Ontology annotation, molecular function: protein binding. Gene Ontology annotation, cellular component: THO complex part of transcription export complex. The record is from RefSeq and is a predicted model, not a curated record. The coding region runs from base 39 to 1001 and encodes 320 amino acids. The transcript is spliced from 2 exons. Lineage: Eukaryota; Metazoa; Arthropoda; Insecta; Hymenoptera; Colletidae. Gene Ontology annotation, biological process: mRNA export from nucleus.
AACCACUAAACCAUAAACUAUGAACCUAAGAAACAACAAUGUCUGCUUCUCGCGUCGAAGAACUAAUCAAUUAUUUCAAGUCCCAUAAUAAAAUCAGAGAACAACAAAGUCAUUCUGCUAAAGUACACAGCGUAGGUUGGAGUUGCGAUGGAAAACUAUUAGCUUCGGGCUCAUUCGAUAAAUCUGUUUGCAUUUUUUCUCUUGGACCCGAUCGUCUGAAACAAGAAACAACAUUUAAGGGGCAUGGUGGCAGCGUGGACCAAUUAUGCUGGCAUGCUUUUUAUCCAGAACUAUUAUCUACUGCGAGCGGAGACAAAACAGUUCGUAUAUGGGACACAAGAACUCAAAAAUGUACAGCGAAUAUCAGUACAAGAGGAGAAAAUAUUAAUAUCUCUUGGUCACCGGAUGGCAAUACGAUAGCAGUUGGAAAUAAGGAAGAUUUAGUAACCUUCAUUGAUGCUCGAGUAAUGAAAAUUCGUGCAGAAGAACAAUUUAACUUUGAAGUAAAUGAAAUUUCAUGGAAUAAAGACUCUGAUACUUUUUAUCUUACUAAUGGUCAAGGCUGUGUACAUAUUCUUAGCUACCCAGAUCUAGAGUUGUUACAUGUAAUUAAAGCACAUCCUGGAACAUGUAUUUGUAUAGAAUUUGAUCCCACUGGAAGAUACUUUGCUACUGGUUCUGCGGAUGCAUUGGUUUCCUUAUGGGAUGCAGAUGAAUUAUGUUGUUUAAGAACGUUUUCGAGAUUAGAAUGGCCAGUGAGAACUAUAUCAUUUUCAUAUGAUGGACAGUUGUUGGCUGCAGCAUCCGAAGAUCUCGUUAUAGAUAUCGGUGAAGUGGAAACUGGAGAGAAGAUCACAGAUAUACCUGUAGAAGCAGCAACUUUUACAGUGGCAUGGCAUCCAAAGCAAUAUUUAUUAGCAUAUGCGUGCGAUGAUAAAGAUACUUAUGACAGGAAACGAGAUGCUGGUAGCCUAAAAGUAUUUGGAUUUGCCAAUGAUUGAAUAAAUAUUUUUAGAUUUUUUUAAUUAAAUAUAUCAUUGUAUAAAAA